Molecule: messenger RNA, 1797 nt
Organism: Raphanus sativus (radish)
Lineage: Eukaryota; Viridiplantae; Streptophyta; Magnoliopsida; Brassicales; Brassicaceae
Product: pentatricopeptide repeat-containing protein At1g77360, mitochondrial
Exons: 2
Coding region: 119-1549 (476 amino acids)
Molecular function (GO): protein binding
Source: RefSeq, a predicted model, not a curated record
UUCGACACUGUGUCCGACAGGUUUAUUAUUGUCCUCCGGUGAGCAAAACCACUGUUCGUGAAGACAAGCUCCACUUCACCCGUACAGAUCUGCUUCUGUGUUCUGGAUUCUACUCAAAAUGAAGAUCAGAGUUCUCAACCAUCGAUCAAGAUUCAUAUCUGCAAAGCUAUAUAGCUCAAGCGGACAAGUCACUGAUGUUGCAGAAGUAACAAAGAAGAUAUCCAAAGUAAUGAUGUCUUCUCCCCAACAGGUUCUCGAAUCAGCACUAGACCAAACCGGCUUAAGGGUUUCACCAGAAGCAGCAGAAGACGUCCUGAACCGGUUCAGGAACGCCGGUCUGCUAGCGUACAGAUUCUUCCAGUGGUCCGAGAAGCAGCGCCACUACGAGCACAGCGUCCGCGCCUACCACAUGAUGAUCGAGUCCACGGCCAAGAUCAAGCAGUACAAGCUCAUGUGGGACCUCGUCAACUCGAUGAGGAAGAAGAAGACGCUGAACGUGGAGACGUUCUGCAUCGUGAUGAGGAAGUACGCGAGGGCGGGGAAGGUGGACGAGGCCGUCUACGCGUUUAACGUGAUGGAGAAGUAUGACUUGCCGCAGAACCUAGCGGCACUCAACGGUCUGUUGAGCGCCUUGUGCAAGUCCAAGAACGUGAGGAAAGCUGAGGAGAUCUUUCAGAAGACGAGGGAGAGGUUUACCCCUGACUCGAAAACUUAUAGUAUAUUGCUUGGUGGGUGGGGGAAGGAGCCUAACUUGCCGAAGGCGAGAGAGGUUUUUAGAGAGAUGGUCGACGCGGGUUGCGAGCCUGAUGUGGUUACUUACAGUACAAUGGUUGAUAUACUGUGUAAAGCUGGAAGAGUCGAUGAAGCUCUUGGAGUUGUGAGGAGCAUGGAUCAAAGUAUCUGCAAGCCGACGAGUUUCAUCUAUAGCGUGCUUGUGCAUACUUAUGGAACAGAGAAUAGGCUUGAAGAGGCGGUUGAUACGUUUCUAGAGAUGGAGAGAAAUGGGAUAAAACCAGACGUGGCGGUUUUCAACUCGCUGAUUGGCGCGUUCUGCAAGGAGGGUAAGAUGAAGAAUGUGUAUAGGGUUUUGAGAGAGAUGAAGAGUAAAGACGUGACGCCAAACUCUAAGUCGUGUAACAUCAUCCUACGACACUUGAUAGAGUGCGGUGAGAGAGACGAAGCGUUUGAUGUGUUUAGGAAGAUGAUCAGAGUGUGUGAGCCUGAUGCGGACACGUACACGAUGAUGAUAAAGAUGUUCUGUGAGAAGAGAGAGAUGGAGACUGCUGAUAAAGUGUGGAAGCGGAUGAGGAAAAAGGGUGUGUUUCCGAGUAUGCAUACCUUUGCGGUUCUUAUUAACGGGUUGUGCGAGGAGGGUGAUACUCAGAGGGCUUGUGUUUUGUUGGAGGAGAUGAUUGAGAUGGGGAUUAGACCGUCGGGUGUGACGUUUGGGAGAUUGAGACAGUUGCUUUUAAAAGAAGGUAGGGAUGAUGUGAUCAAGUUUCUUAAUGAGAAGAUGAAUCUUUUGGUUAACGAGCCUUUGUGUGAUUGACAAGUACGUCUAAGAACAGCUGGUUUCUAAGCGUUGGUGGACAUGUUUGGUUAUGGAUGAUUUAUUGAUUGGCUCAGGAUCCAUUUCAAUUGUUGUAAAGUUGUUAUUGAAGUUGAAACCAGCGAACUGUUACGGUUUAGAUACAUGUGAGAUGUUAAGAGACAAUACAAACCAUUUGCUGUGCCCAGUGACACGAAAAUUACUCCGUUUCAAAAGGGUCCAUAAUUUAGAAGAAAAAAAAUUGUUUA